GCGAGCGUCCGUUCGCGUGCGAGACGUGUGGCGCGACGUUCAGCCAGCGCUCCAACCUGCACUCGCACCGCCGCGCCACGCAUCUCAACGAGAAACGACACGCCUGCAGCCUCUGUCCCAAGCAGUUCAAACGGAGAAGGCUACUAGACUACCACGUGAAGGCGUCGCACACGGGCGAGAGACCGCUCAAGUGCGAAGUGUGUUCGUCCACGUUCGUGUACCCCGAACAUUACAAGAAACACAUCCGGACUCACAGCGGCGAGCGGCCUUACGUGUGCGAAAUCUGCGGCAAGACGUUCACGACGCGCGACAACCGCAACACGCACCGCUUCGUGCACAGCGACAAGAAGCCCUACGAGGUGCCUUGCCUGCGGCGCCGGCUUCAUGCGCAAGCACCUGCUCUACGAACACAUGAACCACUCCUUAAUAGUAAUAACAAUAAGCCCUACGAGGGCCUUGCCUGCGGCGCCGGCUUCAUGCGCAAGCACCUGCUCUACGAACACAUGAACCACUCCCCCUACGAGUGCCUCCUCUGCCUGCGGCGCCGGCUUCAUGCGCAAGCACCUGCUCUACGAACACAUGAACCACUCCGUGAGUUAAUAGUAAUAACAAUAAGCCCUACGAGGUGCCUUGCCUGCGGCGCCGGCUUCAUGCGCAAGCACCUGCUCUACGAACACAUGAACCACUCCCACAAUAAGCCCUACGAGUGCCCCGCCGCGGCGCCGGCUUCGCGCAAGCACCUGCUCUACGAACACAUGAACCACCCUAAUAACAAUAAGCCCUACGAGGCUCAAGCCUGCGGCGCCGGCUUCAUGCGCAAGCACCUGCUCUACGAACACAUGAACCACUCCUACAACAAUAAGCCCUACGAGUGCCUCGCCUGCGGCGCCGGCUUCAUGCGCAAGCACCUGCUCUACGAACACAUGAACCACUCCUUAAUAGUAAUAACAAUAAGCCCUACGAGUGCCUCGCCGGCUCCCGGCUUCAUGCGCAAGCACCUGCUCUACGAACACAUGAACCACUCC
Molecule: messenger RNA, 1025 nt
Organism: Manduca sexta (tobacco hornworm)
Lineage: Eukaryota; Metazoa; Arthropoda; Insecta; Lepidoptera; Sphingidae
Product: zinc finger protein 565-like
Exons: 9
Biological process (GO): regulation of transcription by RNA polymerase II
Molecular function (GO): RNA polymerase II cis-regulatory region sequence-specific DNA binding; DNA-binding transcription factor activity
Source: RefSeq, a predicted model, not a curated record